CAACUUCUUGAACUUUGAAAUUUCUUAUUGUUAAACUCUUUAGAAAUCAGAGGCAUUCUGAUUUCUGGGGGUCAUUAACAUCGUCCAUUUUUGGACCCCACGCGAUUGUGGCUCCAGAUUCCAGCUGUCCACAAAAUAGGGGAUGUUUUGAAAGGAUUAUACGUUGGAGAGAAUUGGUUUGCUUGCGGAUUCUAUCUAAACCAUUAAUCUUAUGGCGGAGCAAGAUUUUACUUCUUCGGAGAAUCCGCAGUGCAUAUUGCUUAAGGAUGUCAGGUCAGCUCUAAAACCUGAUGAGCUUGGUGUAGAGAUAGCCACCAUUGCUAUUCCUGCAGCAAUGGCUUUGACCGCUGAUCCAAUAGCAUCUCUCAUCGACACAGCCUUUAUUGGCCAAAUUGGUCCAGUUGAGCUUGCUGCAGUGGGAGUUGCCAUUGCUUUAUUCAAUCAGAUAUCAAGAAUCGCGAUAUUCCCACUUGUCAGUGUGACAACUUCCUUUGUUGCCGAGGAGGAUGCAAUGAGAAGGGCGGGGAGGCUGGAUUUCGAAGAGGAUGUCUUAUCCAGUAAAGACAGUGAAAAAAAGAUGUUGAUACCACAAAAGGGUAAUUCUAAUGCUAAUUCUCAUUUACUGAAUAGUAUGCUACGUUUCAAAUUUUAUCGAAUCCCAUCUGCCUUUUUCGCGCUAGGUUUGGGCGAAAAAAUGCCUAGUUUGGAUUCUCAAAAGAGUCUUGAGGUAGGUGUGGUUGCGCAGGGGAAGAAGCAUAUUGCAUCAGCCCCUUCAGCGUUGAUCAUUGGUGGCAUUCUCGGCAUACUACAAGCUGUGUUUCUCAUCACUGCAGCCAGACCUUUACUAAGUUUCAUGGGAGUGAAAUAUGGCUCAGAGAUGUCGACUCCUGCUGAACAUUACUUGAAGCUCAGAUCACUCGGUGCUCCUGCAGUUCUCUUGUCCUUAGCUAUGCAAGGCGUGUUUCGUGGUCUGAAAGACACAAAAACUCCGCUUUAUGCAACAGUGUCCGGAGAUAUAGCAAACAUUAUUCUGGACCCGAUAUUUAUAUUUGUGUUGAAGAUGGGUGUCAGGGGUGCAGCCACUGCGCAUGUUAUCUCACAGUAUUUGAUAGCUCUGAUACUCUUCUGGAGAUUGCAAGCGCAAGUGGAUCUCUUAUCUCCGAGUCUUGAAUAUCUGCAAUUAGGCCGUUUCAUAAAAAAUGGAUUCCAAUUGCUUACAAGGGUGAUAGCCGUGACAUUCUGUGUGACGCUAGCUGCAUCACUGGCUGCCAGGCUGGGGUCGACAGAAAUGGCUGCAUUUCAGGUUUGCUUGCAAGUUUGGCUAGCUAGCUCUCUCAUGGCCGAUGGCUUGGCUGUUGCUGGACAGGCUAUACUUGCAAGUGCUUUUGCAAGAAAAGACUACAAUAGGGCAGCUGCCACAGCGGCCCGAGUGCUUCAGUUGGGGAUAGUUCUGGGGUUGUGUUUAGCUGUCAUGCUCGGAUUUGGAUUACAUUUUGGCGCGCGGAUCUUUACCCAAGACCCUGAUGUUCUCCACCUUAUUGGCGUUGGCGUCCCGUUUGUGGCAGCAACUCAACCAAUCAACUCACUGGCCUUUGUUUUCGAUGGUGUUAACUUUGGAGCAUCUGAUUUCGCAUACUCAGCUUAUUCAAUGGUUAUAGUGGCUAUCGCGAGCAUCAGCGCAUUGUUUUUCCUUUCAUCCACCUAUGGCUUUGUAGGGAUAUGGAUUGCCCUAACUUUUUAUAUGAGUUUUAGAGCAUUUGCUGGAUUUUGGAGAAUUGGGACAGCAACAGGGCCAUGGAAAUUUCUUAGGAGUUGAUUCUGCUUUGUGUUAGAGACUUGUUGUUGUAUAUUGGUUAUGCUCAGGGUGCCUUGACGCCUCCUCAACAUACAAAAAAUUUUGUACUUGAAUAUAUUUUUGUGUGUCUUAAUAUAUUACAGUAAGUAAUAGCAGUGCAAAAUACUGAAAAUGCUACAUCACCAAUGAAAUUCUGAAUUAUUUGCAGGCUAGGCUGACUCUUCUUGUAUUUUACAAUACUUCUUUAUACAUUUGAAAUGAAAUUCAAGUUAAUAAAGUAAA
Messenger RNA from Salvia splendens (bonfire salvia), 2077 nucleotides. RefSeq names its product protein DETOXIFICATION 42. Gene Ontology annotation, biological process: transmembrane transport. The transcript has 13 exons. Gene Ontology annotation, cellular component: membrane. Lineage: Eukaryota; Viridiplantae; Streptophyta; Magnoliopsida; Lamiales; Lamiaceae. Gene Ontology annotation, molecular function: xenobiotic transmembrane transporter activity; antiporter activity. Bases 212 to 1816 code for a protein of 534 amino acids. The record is from RefSeq and is a predicted model, not a curated record.